Molecule: messenger RNA, 4165 nt
Organism: Numida meleagris (helmeted guineafowl)
Lineage: Eukaryota; Metazoa; Chordata; Aves; Galliformes; Numididae
Gene: VPS50
Product: VPS50, EARP/GARPII complex subunit
Exons: 28
Coding region: 152-3055 (967 amino acids)
Biological process (GO): endocytic recycling; retrograde transport, endosome to Golgi
Cellular component (GO): EARP complex
Molecular function (GO): SNARE binding
Source: RefSeq, a predicted model, not a curated record
GGUUUGUAGUUUGAAUGCGCCGGGCCGCUCCACGACUACGGGUCCCAGGGAUCCGCGGGCGGGCGCGGUCAGGUGGCGUCCAACAUGGCUUCCCCGUGCCGGCCCCGGCUGUAGCGCUGCCGCGGGGGCUGCGGGGCGCCUCAGGGCCGCCAUGCAGAAGAUCAAGUCGCUGAUGACCCGGCAGGGUCUGAGAAGUCCUCAGGAGAGUGUUCAUGACCUCAGUCCUAUUGAAAACCUCCGGUUUCCAACUAAGGAGGAACUCAGAGAAUCAUGGGAAGAACCAACUGAUCCUCAAGCUCAGCAAGAAAUAAUUAAUAGCAUUGAAGAAGUUUAUUUUUCCAAUGAUGCCUUUGAUAUUGUGAAGUACGAAUUAGAGAGGCUUCCUCCAGUCCUUAGUCUUCAAGAACUGGAAGAAUAUCGAGACAAAUUAAAACAACAGCAAGCUGCUGUAUCUAAGAAAGUUGCAGACUUGAUUCUUGAGAAACAACCUGCCUAUGUUCAGGAACUUGAACGUGUUACAUCAUUGCAGAACGGCCUUCAGUUGGCAGCUGUUAUUUGUGCAAAUGGAAGAAGGCACCUGAAUAUUGCAAAGGAGGGCUUCACACAAACCAGUUUGGGACUUCUUGCAAAUCAAAGGAAAAGACAGUUGCUUAUUGGACUACUGAAGUCUCUGAGGACAAUAAAAACACUGCAAAGAACUGAUGUGCGUUUAAGUGAGAUGCUGGAGGAAGAGGACUAUCCAGGAGCUAUUCAACUGUGUUUGGAAUGCCAGAAAGCUGCCAGCACUUUCAAACACUACAGUUGUAUAAGUGAGUUGAAUUCAAAACUGCAAGAUACUCUGGAACAAAUAGAGGAACAACUGGAUGUAGCGCUCUCCAAGAUAUGUAAGAACUUUGAUAUCAGUCACUAUACAAAGGUUCAGCAGGCUUACAGGCUGCUUGGGAAAACCCAGACAGCAAUGGACCAAUUACAUAUGCACUUCACUCAAGCUAUUCACAACACCGUGUUUCAAGUAGUUCUUGGAUACGUGGAGCUUUGUGCGGGAAACACAGACACCAAGUUUCAGAAGUUACAAUACAAAGACCUCUGUACACAUAUUACAUCAGACAGCUACAUUCCAUGCCUUGCUGAUCUCUGCAAAGCCCUUUGGGAAGUCAUGCUCAGCUAUUACCGAACGAUGCAGUGGCAUGAGAAUCAUGAUCAAGAUGAGGCAGCAACUGUGUCUUCUGUUUCAGAUGGCAGCAAUGUGGUUGGAACUGAGGAGAACAGUUUUGACCGCAGCUAUGUGAAAAAGAAAUUGGAACAUGGGCUUUCACGAAUAUGGCAGGAUGUUCAACUGAAAGUGAAAACAUAUCUUCUGGGAACUGAUCUGUCUAACUUCAAAUAUGAUGACUUCAUAUUUGUACUUGAUGUUAUCAACAGGCUGAUGCAAGUUGGAGAAGAGUUUUGUGGCAGUAAGUCUGAAGUUUUGCAAGAAUCUAUCAGAAAACAAAGCGUUAACUAUUUCAAAACGUACCACAGAACCCGUCUUGAAGAAUUAAGAAUGUUUUUGGAGAAUGAGACCUGGGAACUUUGCCCUGUUAAAGCAAGCUUUAGCAUUUUGCAGCUUCAUGAAUUUAAAUUCAUGGAGCAGUCACGUUCCCCAUCUGUGUCACCUAGUAAGCAGCCUGCUUCAGCAAUUUCAACAACGGUAACUUUAUUUGAGCAGUACUGUAAUGGAGGAAACCCAUUUGAAAUUCAGACUGACAGCAAAGAUGAUGAGACAGAAGAUGUGUUAGCUUCCAAUGGGUAUGAAUCUGAUGAACAAGAAAAAAGUGCCUAUCAAGAGUAUGAUAGUGACAGUGAUGUUCCUGAAGAGUUGAAAAGAGACUAUGUAGAUGAGCAGACAGGAGAUGCCCCUAUGAAGAGUGUUUCUCGAGAAACCCUGAGGAGCAGAAAGAGAUCAGAUUAUAACCUCAAUAAAGUGAAUGCACCUAUCCUGACAAACACUACACUCAACGUAGUAAGGCUUGUUGGGAAAUACAUGCAGAUGAUGAACAUUCUCAAGCCAAUUGCGUUUGAUGUCAUCCACUUCAUGUCCCAGCUCUUUGACUACUAUCUGUAUGCAGUCUAUACAUUUUUUGGGCGAAAUGACACGUUUGAAUCGACGGGAUUGGGCCUCAGUAGUAGCAGAUUACGCACCACGUUGAACAGAAUCCAGGAGAGCCUCAUUGAUCUAGAGGUCUCUGCUGAUCCCACAGGAACUCUCACAGCUGCUGAAGAGAGAAAGGAGAAGGUGCCAAGCCCACAUCUCAGUCAUCUAGUCAUUUUGACAUCUGGCAAUUCACUCUAUGGUUUGGCAGAGAGAGUGGUAGCCACGGAAUCCUUGGUAUUUCUGGCUGAGCAGUUUGAGUUUCUUCAGCCUCAUCUUGAUGCAGUGAUGCCAGCUGCCAAGAAGCCUUUUCUUCAGCAAUUCUAUUCUCAGACUGUGUCAACUGCCAAUGAACUGCGCAAACCAGUUUAUUGGAUUGUUGCUGCUAAAGCCAUUGAUUAUGAACAGAUGUUGCUUCUCAUGACUAAUGUAAAAUGGGAUGUGAAGGAAAUCAUGUCACAACACAAUGUAUACGUAGAUUCUCUUUUAAAGGAAUUUGAAGAAUUUAACAGAAGGUUGAAUGAGGUAUCUAAGAGAGUCCGUGUUCCACUGCCAGUCUCAAAUAUACUUUGGGAGCACUGCAUACGUUUGGCCAAUAGAACUCUUGUGGAAGGUUAUGCUAAUGUGAAGAAAUGCAGCAACGAAGGACGUGCUUUGAUGCAACUGGACUUUCAACAAUUCUUAAUGAAACUAGAAAAGUUAACAGACAUUAGACCUAUUCCAGAUAAAGAAUUUGUGGAGACCUACAUUAAAGCGUAUUACUUAACAGAAAAUGACAUGGAGCGCUGGAUAAAAGAACACAGGGAGUAUUCCACUAAGCACUUGACAAAUCUGGUGAAUGUUUGUCUGGGGUCUCACAUCAACAAGAAGGCAAGACAGAAGCUACUAGCUGCUAUUGAUGACAUAGACAGGCCUAAAAGAUAACUGGAGAGAGUUACUUUCCGUGUGACUUGUACCUUUUUCUGUUCAUGUGAAGCAUGCAGACAAAUGACAAAUGGACUAAUGACAACAUUGUCUUAAAAACCAUUGUGCAUGACCUUUCUUGUCAGCAUUGGAGACACUCUGAAUUGGCAUAACGUUCUAAAAUACUACUUUUUUUAGCCUGUAAGAAUCUUUUUCUGAUGUAUUUUUCCGUUUUUUGUUACUUGCUCUUAGGAAAGGGCCACUCUCUGUGUAUCACUGGUGAGCUGUAUAUUUUGAAAAACUGUAUACUGUAAGUAAAACCAAAAUCAGAGAGGAACACAUUGGCUUAACAUAUAGUUGAUGCUCUUUUUUAAUAAAAGGGCUAUUUGAAAAUAUGACAUUUUCCUCACUGCUUUUCCCCUCAGAAUUUGUGCUUUGUUAUGGACUAGUGUAAAAUGAAAGAAAAUGUACAACAUCUUUGAACAACAUAUCUUGCAUGUGAAUUAAGAAUAUAGAUCAAUUUAAUACACUCAUGUUGAUGUCUCUCAUCAUUAUGUGUAUUUAAAAAUGUUUAUUUCAGAAUUAAUAUAGUCUUAUCAAAAUUAUUGACUUCAGAUCGGUGGAAGGUAAUAAAUACUGUACACUAAUAUGCGUUAUUUGUGAGACUUUAUUUACCUAAUUUUACCAUGCAAAAUGACACUUAUUAUAAAAAUGAGUAUUGUUCCUCUCACGUCACUUCUCUUUUGUACCCCUACUGGUCGUUCCUGUUCCAAAAGCAAUAAUGCCAGAGGAUAAUGGAUGUUUUCUGGUUGAAUUUUUGGAUGGAUAAUCUUACUAUUUUCUGCUCUGAUAUAGACUCCUAGAAUGAUUCUGAGCAUGUCAAAAUUGCCUGGCUGGGUAUUUGUCCUAGAAAUUGAUUUGUCAGAGCAUCAUUGACCACUGAGGCUUGCAGAUUUGCCGUCAGCAGAAGAACCUGCAUUCUGAGCACAUUUCUACUUUCCUUGCGAUAUUCCUUGUACACGAGAUGCUUGGGGACUGCUCAAAUACUGUCAUAGCAAAAGCAGAAAAACUCCCACGGCGAUCUGAAUUAACUUAAAUAAAGACUAUAUUCAUUAAGAUUUUUCUUAUACA